This is a messenger RNA of Schistosoma rodhaini, 1197 nucleotides long. NCBI's taxonomy places the organism in Eukaryota, Metazoa, Platyhelminthes, Trematoda, Strigeidida, Schistosomatidae. The record is from the annotation of a GenBank genome assembly.
AUGCCAGUCAAAGAAACUAUAAAUAAUAAUUUAACUGAUGAAGAAGAAUUACAUGAUGGAUAUCUAUCACCCAAUUUAAUUAUGUUACGUUCAAGGGGAGAAAAUGUACAAUUUAUUACUAAAUUAAAUUUAUGGGGUUUAAAACUAAAACAUGUUUCAACUUUAAAAUGUAUGCCAAAUUUAAAAAUUAUUAAUAUGAGUUCAAAUUGUUUACAAUCACUUGAACCAUUUUCAAAUUGCUUAAAUCUAUGCGAACUUUAUAUACGCAGUAAUCAAAUUGUAAAUAUUGAUGAAGUGGCACAUUUAAAAUAUUUAAAUAUGCUUGAAAAAUUAUGGUUAAGUGGAAAUCCAUGUUGUCAUUAUUUUAAAAAUUAUGAAAGAAAUGAAAAAGUACUAUGUGAUUCAUUAGUAGUAUAUAGAUGUACGGUGAUUCGGAAUAUACAAAGUUUAAUGCAUUUAGAUCAAGAAGUAAUUACAUUAGAAGAACGAGAGUUAUCAGAAGAACAUGGCAUUUUCUUAACAGCUCCACCGCCUCAAUUAAUCAUUGAUGAACAAUCUCAAUCAGAAAUAUCAGAAACAACAUUAACCAAUAUUAAUCAAACUGAUGUAGAUGAAUCCGUUAACACACAUAGUGUCAUCGAUAUAACAUUAAGUUCAGACGUAGAAAUGAAAAAAGAUAGAUAUCAGUCGGAUUUACCAGUUACGAAAAAAGAAUCUCAAAUAAAUAAUGUAGAUAAUGAUAUUAUAAAAGAUCCAAGAUCAACAAAUGACAUUGUCCAGCUAAUCAAUAACAAUAUAGAUUCUAAGUCACCUUUUGUUAAAAGAAAAGGUCGAAAUAGAUCCUACUUACAGGAUGUUACAUUAAAAGAGACAAAUAAAAUUCGUCAAGAAUAUGGCUUAAAACCGAUAAAUAAGAAUAAAAUUUCUUCACCUGCUAAACGACUGCAAUCGAUUGAUCAGAAGAAUGAAAAAAUUGUACGAAAUUCAAUCAUACGAUUACUAAAAACAUUGAAUUAUGAAAGUUUAGAAAGAAUAAUUCAAGCGGCUGAGAAACGUAUACUACGUUUAGCUGGUUUAACAAAUAGUUCAAAAUUACAAUCAUUACUAGUCAAUGGUGAUGUUGCUGAAGAAAAUGACGGUGAAUGGACACCAAAUGGAACUUAUGAUUGUUCAAAUUAUAUGAAUGGAGAUAAAUAA